This is a messenger RNA of Xylona heveae TC161, 2031 nucleotides long. RefSeq names its product heat shock protein 70. The transcript has 4 exons. Gene Ontology annotation, cellular component: mitochondrion; cytoplasm. The coding region runs from base 1 to 2031 and encodes 676 amino acids. The record is from RefSeq and is a predicted model, not a curated record. Gene Ontology annotation, biological process: protein refolding; cellular response to unfolded protein. Gene Ontology annotation, molecular function: misfolded protein binding; ATP hydrolysis activity; heat shock protein binding. NCBI's taxonomy places the organism in Eukaryota, Fungi, Ascomycota, Xylonomycetes, Xylonales, Xylonaceae.
AUGUUGUCGUCAAGACUUUCAAGAGCGCUCCCCAGGGCCACUCCUGCCCUCCGUCGCGCCUCCGCGCUGAGAUCGCCUUUCGGCGCUUCAUUUACGCGGUUUAACUCGACUGGCGGCGAGGAAAAGGUUAAAGGCCAAGUCAUUGGUAUUGAUCUUGGUACCACCAACUCGGCUGUCGCCAUCAUGGAAGGAAAGCAGCCCAAGAUCAUUGAAAACGUUGAAGGUGCUCGGACGACCCCUUCCGUCGUUGCAUUCACUCAGGAUGGUGAGCGUUUGGUCGGUAUUGCCGCCAAGCGUCAAGCUGUUGUUAACCCCGAGAACACCCUUUUCGCUACUAAGCGUCUCAUCGGUCGCAAGUUCACCGACCCCGAAUGUCAGCGUGAUCUCAAUGAAGUCCCCUACAAGAUCGUUCAGCACACCAACGGUGAUGCCUGGGUUGAGGCCCGCGGUCAAAAGUACUCUCCUGCUCAGAUCGGUGGUUUCGUUCUGCAGAAGAUGAAGGAGACUGCUGAGAACUACCUCAGCAAGCCUAUUAAGAAUGGUGUUGUCACCGUCCCUGCCUACUUCAACGACUCCCAGCGUCAGGCUACCAAGGACGCGGGUCAGAUUGCUGGUCUGAACGUCCUGCGUGUUGUUAACGAGCCUACUGCUGCUGCUCUUGCCUAUGGUCUUGAGAAGGAGGACGACCGCAUCAUCGCCGUCUACGACUUGGGUGGUGGUACUUUCGAUAUCUCCGUCCUUGAGAUUCAGAAGGGUGUCUUCGAGGUCAAGUCCACCAACGGUGAUACCCACCUUGGUGGUGAGGACUUUGAUAUCACUCUCGUCCGUCACUUGGUUCAGCAGUUCAAGAAGGAGGCUGGAAUCGACCUCUCCGGUGACCGCAUGGCCAUUCAGCGUAUCCGUGAGGCCGCUGAGAAGGCCAAGAUUGAGCUUUCGUCCUCGCUCCAGACCGAGAUCAACCUUCCCUUCAUUACUGCCGAUGCAUCUGGCCCCAAGCACAUCAACUCCAAGCUUACCCGAUCUCAGCUUGAGAACUUGGUGGAGCCUCUCAUCAGCCGCACCAUCGACCCGGUCCGCAAGGCCCUCAAGGAUGCCUCCCUCCAAGCCAAGGACAUCCAGGAGGUUAUCCUUGUCGGUGGUAUGACCCGUAUGCCCAAGGUUACCGACUCUGUUAAGGGCAUUUUCGGCCGCGACCCCGCCAAGUCUGUCAACCCUGACGAGGCUGUUGCCAUCGGUGCUGCUAUUCAGGGUGCCGUCCUCGCUGGUGAAGUCAUGGAUGUCCUUCUUCUCGACGUCACUCCCCUCUCUCUCGGUAUCGAGACCCUCGGUGGUGUUUUCACCCGCCUGAUCAACCGUAACACUACUAUCCCCACCAAGAAGUCUCAGGUCUUCUCUACCGCGGCUGAUUUCCAGACCGCUGUCGAGAUCAAGGUCUACCAGGGUGAGCGUGAGCUUGUCCGUGACAACAAGCUGCUUGGUAACUUCCAGCUUGUCGGCAUCCCUCCUGCCCACCGUGGUGUCCCCCAGGUUGAGGUCACCUUCGACAUUGAUGCCGACUCUAUCGUCCACGUUCACGCCAAGGACAAGUCUACCAACAAGGACCAGUCUAUCACCAUUGCUUCCGGCUCCGGUCUCUCCGAUUCUGAGAUCCAGAGCAUGGUUGAUGACGCCGAGCGUUACGGUGAACAGGACAAGCAGCGCAAGUCUGCUAUUGAGGCUGCCAACCGCGCCGACAGCGUCGCCAACGAUACCGAGAAGGCCCUGACGGAAUUCGAGGACCGUCUUGACAAGACCGAGGCCGACGCCAUCCGUGAGAAGAUCAGCUCUCUUCGCGAGUUCAUUGCCCAGAGCCAGGCUGGCGAGGGCACCGCGACUGCUGAAGACCUCAAGGCUAAGACUGACGAGCUCCAGGUGGCCAGCUUGAACCUUUUCGACAAGAUGCACAAGGCUCGCUCUGAGGGCUCUGAGCAGCAGCAGCAGCAAGGCCAGGGCGAGGGUCAGCAGACUGGUGAGGGCGAGAAGAAGCCUUAA